GCUGGUAUAAUCCUAGGACCGUCUCUCUUAGGCCAAAUCAGGGGAUACAUGGCGAUGUUCUUUCCCAUAAGUGCCAAAAUCAAUCUACAAACCUUCUCAAACAUUGGUUUCUUCAUGCAUCUUUUCUUACUAGGUCUAAGAAUCGACGCUAGCAUUCUACGUAAAGCAGGUUCAAAAGCCUUGAUCAUUGGUACAGCCUCUUACGCCUUCCCGUUCUCCCUAGGUAACCUCACAGUCCUCCUCUUGAAAAACACUUUCGAGCUCUCACCAGAAGUUUCCCACUGCAUCCACACGGUGAUCUCCCUCAACGCAAUGACCUCGUUCCCGGUAACCACAACCGUCUUAGCCGAGCUCAACAUCCUUAACUCUGAUCUCGGGAGAUUAGCCACAAAUUGCUCCAUUGUCUGCGAGGCCUUUAGCUGGAUCAUUGCACUCCUUUUCAGAAUGUUCUUACAGGACGGUACCCUCGCUACCGUCUGGUCAUUCGCUUGGAUCACCGUUCUUCUCCUAUCUAUCUUUUUCAUCUGCAGACCUUUGAUCAUCUGGCUGACGCAGAAAAGAAGCGUUUCGGUUGAUAAAACAAACGACAUACCGUUCUUCCCUAUCAUAAUGGUCUUGUUUGUGAUAAGUUUGGGAUCAGAAGUGCUUGGCGUCCAUGCAGCGUUUGGAGCGUUUUGGCUAGGUGUAUCGCUCCCUGAUGGACCUCCAUUAGGGACAGGGCUCACGACCAAGCUCGAGAUGUUUGCAACAAGCCUUAUGCUCCCAUGUUUUAUUGCCAUUAGUGGAAUACAGACCAAUUUCUUAAAGAUUGAAAAGAGCCAGGUGAAGGUCAUUGAGGCCGUGAUCCUCAUUACCUACACCUGCAAGUUCCUUGGAACCGCAGCCGCUUCCGUGUAUUGCAAGAUACAGAUAGGAGACGCAAUUUCUUUGGCCUUAUUGAUGUGUUGCCAAGGAGUCAUUGAGAUCUACACAUCGGUCAUGUGGAAAGAUGAAAAG
Raphanus sativus (radish) is the source of this 996-nucleotide messenger RNA. RefSeq names its product cation/H(+) antiporter 14-like. The record is from RefSeq and is a predicted model, not a curated record. NCBI's taxonomy places the organism in Eukaryota, Viridiplantae, Streptophyta, Magnoliopsida, Brassicales, Brassicaceae. The transcript has a single exon. Gene Ontology annotation, molecular function: antiporter activity. Gene Ontology annotation, biological process: proton transmembrane transport; regulation of pH. The annotation marks the transcript as partial. Gene Ontology annotation, cellular component: endomembrane system; membrane.